Messenger RNA from Lathyrus sativus (Indian pea), 888 nucleotides. The record is from the annotation of a GenBank genome assembly. NCBI's taxonomy places the organism in Eukaryota, Viridiplantae, Streptophyta, Magnoliopsida, Fabales, Fabaceae.
AUGAUAAAGAAGGAUUGGGUGGAGUUGCCUCCACACAGUCAAGAUUAUAAGGAUGGUGUGAAUUACUUUUUGGAUAUUGCGUUUACUAAAGGAAUGGUUGAAGAAGAAGAGGUUUUGUGUCCUUGUGUUGUAUGUUGUAAUGAUAGUUGGGAAGUAAGAGAUGUAGUGUAUGACCAUUUAUGUAGCAAAGGAUUUGUAAAGGGAUACACUAAAUGGAUUUAUCAUGGUGAAGAUGAAAGCCUUAUGGAUCUUGAUGACGAUAGUGAUAAUGAAACAUCAUCUCAUGAUGAUAUCGAUGGCUUGCUAUUUGAGACAUUUAAAGAUGUGGCUGAUGGAGGUGGAGUACAUGAAUGUCUAAAUGAAGAUGCAAAGAAAUUUUAUAAACUAGUUCAUGAUGCAAAGCAAGAGUUGUAUCCUGGUUGUGAAAAGUUUUCCUCGUUAUCAUUCACUAUUCGAAUUUAUUUGUUGAAAUGUCUCCAUGGAUGGAGCAAUGCAUCGUUCACUGCUCUCUUAGAGUUGUUGAAAGAGGCUACGCCUGAUUUGAACAUCCCUGUCUCUUUAAAUAAAACAAAAUCUAUGAUUAAAGAUUUGGGCUUAGACUAUAAAAAGAUUGGUGUGUGUCCCAACAAUUGCAUGUUAUUUUGGAAAGAUCAUGGGAAAAAUGAUUCAUGUCAUAUUUGUGGAGCAUCAAGGUGGAUUAAAUAUCCUGAAGUUGCUAAUGAUCUUAAAGAUUCUAUAAAAGCUCACAAGGUUUCCGCCAAAGUUCUAAGACAUUUUCCUUUGAUUCCAAGAUUGAAAAGACUUUUUAUGUGUUUAAAGCUUCAAGUGUUAGUCUUGAAUAAUUUUAAAUUUACAACAAAAUCAAAUAUCUCUUUAUAUGUAUUUUAA